UCGCCAUUGUCCCUCUUCAAGAGAACAGGCGCGUCGGAAAAUGGCGUUUACUCGCUGCUUCGUCGGCGGUCAAAUGAUGUAUUUCCGGCGAGGAAUAGUGUCGGCGCAGUCACCGUCCGGAGACCCUGCCGGAAAUUCUGCGGCGGAGCAAUUCGCACCGCUGGCAGCGACGUUUCGACGGAGGCUAACUGUAGGGAUUGGGUCGGCUUCUCUGGUGGCCGUCGGCGCAAAUUUUGGCGGCGUAACGAGCUUUCUUCUCGGAUUGUCGCCGGAAAACAGUCGGCGUUUGAAACUCGAUGUUGUUUAUCCAGUUGGAGGGUACAGCCGGUGCAUUGAUAACAAUGAAGGAUUUGAACAUCCAGAGUUUAUAUACCCAGCAAGAUGGGUAGGAGACCAGAGGUUGCUAUAUCGAGCAGCUGAAAAGUCUGAAUUUGAACGAUCACUCGACCCUCCACCCUUGACCAGCUCCAACAUGGAUCGUCGUCGUCGGAGUGUUAAUGAGCCACUGGUUGCAUUUGGUCCACCAGGUUCGAGCGGAGAGCUCAACGUUAGCGUCAUUGUGUCUCCUGUCUCACCCGAUUUUUCAAUUGAAGCAUUUGGAGGACCAAAUGAAGUAGGGGAAGCUGUGAUCAGGACAAUUACAAGGGCCAGCAAACGCCCUGAUCUUAAAGGAACCUUGAUACAAACAACUCUCAGAGAGGAUUCGAUAAGAAAUGUCAAAUACUACGAACUGGAAUUUAAAGUAGAGAGCUCGUCUUUUCGACGUCACAACAUAGCGGUCUGUUUUGUUUAUCUGGGCAAGUUAUACACACUAAAUGCCCAGGCACCUGAAUCAGAAUGGCCAGGUCUAAAAUCAGAGAUGAGGACAAUUGCCAAUUCCUUUUGUCUCUCAGCUUGAAGGCUCUAAUGUUUACGGCUGUGGGUCGGGUUUGGGGAUUUAUUUCAAGGAUUACUAUAAAAGUUUAGAAUGAAUGUAAAACUCUAAUCUUGCCAUUUCUAGAACUAUAUUGGAGAUGUUACAAUGUUUCUACAUCA
Cucurbita maxima (winter squash) is the source of this 1035-nucleotide messenger RNA. RefSeq names its product psbP domain-containing protein 7, chloroplastic. The coding region runs from base 41 to 898 and encodes 285 amino acids. Lineage: Eukaryota; Viridiplantae; Streptophyta; Magnoliopsida; Cucurbitales; Cucurbitaceae. The record is from RefSeq and is a predicted model, not a curated record. The transcript has 3 exons. Gene Ontology annotation, biological process: photosynthesis. Gene Ontology annotation, cellular component: photosystem II oxygen evolving complex; photosystem II; extrinsic component of membrane. Gene Ontology annotation, molecular function: calcium ion binding.